CGCCUUUUUUCUACGCUUGCCUCUGGAGAAAUACAACCAAAGAUCAGAAAUGUGAAUGAAACUGCCUUGGAAGACAUCAACGUAUACGAAUCGCCCGCUUUCUUCACUACUUGCUCUGAUUGGUCGACUGUUGCUGUUACCACAGUGACAGCGUAGUAACAGAGUUUUAACUCCACCUCUUUUACCAUUUAUGGAAGUACAACACCCUCUGGGCGAGCUGUGAUUGGUCACCGUGUGUUCUCUCCAAUGUUUGUAAAUUGUAGUUUGGAGACGCCGCUGUGUAGAUCUCAGCGCGCAAAUGUAUUUUUCUAAUGUUGACAAACCCUCCUUGUUUGGACUUCUUUUAAAACUUACUGGUCUUUAGAAACAGCGGGAUAUAAAAUCUUGGGGACGCUGUGGAUUUUGACGAACCGAACAAGGCAGGAAGAGAGAGUAUAAUGGUCCUUAGUCAGAUGGAUGCCGGUAAAGCUUUGACGGCGGCAGCAGCCAGAGGGAAUACGAGUAUGGUGCAGAGGAUCCUGGAGGAAAGCAGAGUGCAUCCUGAUACUCCCAAUGAAUUUAGCAUGACUGCGCUGCAGGUCAUGAUGAUGGGGAACUCUAAAAUUGCCAGUUUGCUGUUGGAAAAAGGAGCAGACCCCAAUGUCCAGGACAAACACGGGAUAGCUCCUGUUCACGAUGCAGCCCGAACAGGAUUUCUGGACACUCUACAGGUUCUGGUGGAAUACGGUGCUUCGGUAAACAUCCCUGACAAGAACGGGGCCCUGCCUAUCCACAUUGCCAUCCGGGAAGGCCACCGGGAUGUUGUGGAGUUCUUGGCACCGCGGUCCAACCUGAAGCACACCAACAUCAGCGGGCAGACGGCGAUAGACGUGGCCCGAGCUUUGUGCGUGCCUGAUAUGAUUGACUUGCUUUUCGCUCACAUUCAUAGUUAGUCGGAAGUCUGGGUGCUGGGUGCUUUCUGGGUAACCAUAACCUCACGUUUUUUGUUUUGCUUCAAACCUGGUGACUUGAAUUCAUUGCUGUGUAAAGGAUUACUUUUUUGUUAAUAGUGGCUCAGCAUUAAUAUGUGACACAGGACAUAUUGUCUUGGCAGCUUAUUUUCAGUGGAUGGGUGGCUAUAUACAGUAGACACCUCUUUUGCACAGUGCAAUUUAGGCACCUUAUGUAUCUGUUUUCCCCAUUAAUUGGGAGUGCACAUUUGUAGAUAGUUUUCCCUCAGUGUUUUGUAAUUAUUGCAUUAUUUCCAUUGUGUAAGAAUUGUAACAGUUGAUACAAUGUAUGUGUUUUUUAAAAUUUUACAAACUUGACAUGGUGCACCCUGAUUGCUUUGCAUAGUUGUGUUUCUCUUAAUUAGAUGUACUUAGACUCUGAAUUUACUCUUAUUUAUUGUUGGAAUAGAACUUAAUAUUCCUGUGACUUUGUAAAUAGCGACAUUUAUUGUGAUUUGUUGAAAUGUUAUUUAUAUAAAUACUUUUAAAACAAAAGUGAGAUAAUUCACUUUACUAUUUGAAGAUGAAAGCACAAAAUAAAGUGUUGAACUUGAAGUUAUAGUGUGGAUUUUGUACAGUAUACUGUAGUUAGCUACUGUGUAUUUGGCAAGAUAAUCAGAAGAACUGAUUCAAGGGGUGUAGCGACCACUGAGGGUCAUUGUCGUCAUCUCUUUAUAUUUUUCUGGGAGUUUGGGUGGUUUUAUGACCUAAGGCAGACGUGUCCAAACUGU
Molecule: messenger RNA, 1720 nt
Organism: Toxotes jaculatrix (banded archerfish)
Lineage: Eukaryota; Metazoa; Chordata; Actinopteri; Toxotidae
Gene: cdkn2d
Product: cyclin-dependent kinase inhibitor 2D (p19, inhibits CDK4)
Exons: 3
Coding region: 438-932 (164 amino acids)
Biological process (GO): negative regulation of cell population proliferation; regulation of cyclin-dependent protein serine/threonine kinase activity
Cellular component (GO): nucleus
Molecular function (GO): protein kinase binding; cyclin-dependent protein serine/threonine kinase inhibitor activity
Source: RefSeq, a predicted model, not a curated record